AUGCGUACCCGCUCUCUGCUCAGCAGGGCCCUCCUCGCGGUCGGUCCUGCUGUGACUGCUGCCACAGCUGUGUCCUAUCAGAACGGCACUGUUGCUGCGACGCCUGUCGUUAGUACCACUGUCGUCACCACUGUGACCUUGCGUGCCACGGUGACCGAUCAUGUAACCGAUCACGUCACUGAUCAUGUAACGGAUCAUGUCACCCACCAUGUCACUAUCGUGGAUCACAUCACGGCUGCUGUCUGUCUGACUGAAGCCCCGACCUUGGCUCUUUCCGGCCUCUUUGCUGCCGAGAGCAGCAGCCCUUCGUCAGCUUCGAUAUACAAAGCCCUUGAGCUCGAAGGUUCAAAGUCCCCCUCGAAGUCGGGCUCUGGUGGUUCGUCAAUGGUCAACUCUGCUGGUUAUACGUUCACGACUGCCUCCACAUGGACCGGCUUCACGUCGACCCAGGCUGCCCCAACUCUCAGCCCAGCCGUUCCUUACAACCACGAUGCCGACGACAUUAAGCAUCUUACCCCGUCAAACAACUGUGCCAUUCACUACACUGACUCUGGUGUCGACGACCCAACCAAGAAGCAGCUCUUUGCGUCGAUGAAUGCUACCUUCGCAUACCCCGCCGUCGUUCUUCAGCACUCAUCUCUCAUCAGCAAUGUUACUUGCACUAGCAGCGGUCUCUCCCUCAAGUUGGCAAACUCAGAGGCUUUGGAUUACUGCAAGAAGAACUGGGAUUCGAGCAAGAUUAUUCUUGUCUCCACUGCUUGCGGUGCCGACAAUGAUGGUCAGAACGCCUACUUUGUUGUCUCAGGCAUUACCUAUGACUCUGCCACCUUGACCGCGAGCUGCAAAGCAAAGGAAGUCGACAUUCCUGAUGCCAUGACCGACGUUGACCUGACAUGGGGAACCAUCCAUCCCAACUCUACGGUCUAUCCCGCCAGCAAUAGCACUACUGGUCCUUACGCCAAUGGCACCUCUUCCACUGGACCGUAUGGCAACUCCACAUCGUCCACGAACGCGACUUCUACUACUACUGCAGCUUGCGGUGCACCACCCGCUGCAACCAUCUCUGGAUUCCCAGCUGCUGCCUGUGGCGAGAACUUUGACCGAACCCUCGAUGACAUGCUUGGCUACCUUGAAUUCGAUGACGAUGAUUUCAGCGCUUCUCUCCAGGACCUAGCCCCUGGUUUGACUGAUGACAACAUUUCCGACUAUGAGGAUGACGACGUUGUGGGUGGUGUCUCGCCUACCACAUCCAAGUCCAAGCGGGACAUGAAGCGCAGAAGCUUCGCCGAACGUCGCGCUGCCCACAUCCAAAGGCGAUGGAGCUUCAGAGCCUUGGUUCAGAAGGCUGUUUCCGCAGUCGUCAAUACUGUCAAGAAGGCUCCCGCGGCUAUUGCCAAUGCUGUCGUCAACACUGCCAAGGCGGGCUACAACUUCGUCAAGGACGUCGUUUCCAACCUCCUGAACCCCUCCGUCGACGCUUCCACCAACUUCAGCGUUGCCCCCAAGACUCUGACCGACUCUGUCUUCGGUCAGGCCUAUCCGAUCUACCACCUCGACAAGACCAGCGGACCUGUCAGUGGAUCAAUUGACUUCUACUGUGUCGACUGCCAGGUUAAGGGCUACAUCCAUGUUGCUGGCAAGGUCAGCUUCAACAUUCUGUCGGCCUCGAUCACCGAGGGUUAUGUUCAGUGCGACGGUAACAUGUUCGCUCAAGCCAACAUCGGUAUCGCUGCCCAGGCUACCUACAGCCCUGACCCCUUCAAGAAGAACAUUGCCGCAGCGGGUAUUCCUAUCCUGACAAUUCCCAAGGUCAUUGUCGUUGGCCCCGAAUUUGCCCUCGACGCCAGUCUCGGUGUGAACAUUGAGGCCAAUGGACAAGUCCUUGUUGGUGCCAGUGCCAGCUUGCCCAACUUCAACGCCAGGCUUGAUCUGAUUGACUCGUCGAAGACCACGGCAACUGGUUUCACUCCCGUUUUCACCACCAGGUUCGAGGCCAAGGGCGAGAUCACUGUCACCACCAAGUUCAGUCUGCCUGUCCAGAUUGGUGUCGGUAUCGAUCUGGUUCCGCUCGGUACCAAGGGCCGCCGCCUCAUUUCGGUCAUCAACGAGCCUUCGCUCAACCUCGAGGCCAAGUAUUCCACCGAGGGCGAAUGCGCCAACGGUAUUGCCUAUUCUAUGGCUUUGGGCGACGACACCAGCCUCGACUUCUUCCAGCUCAAGAACAUCCCUCUGGCUACUUACAAAUCUCCUGAUUUGGUCUCUGGGUGCAAGACGCUUGGCUCCGGCAGCGGCUCCACUGGGUCAUCUGGCUCUGAUACAACCGGCACUGAUACAACCGGCACUGGCUCAACCGGCACCGACACAACUGGCACAGGAUCAACUGGUACCGACACAACCGGCACUGGAUCAACUGGCACCGACACAACCGGCACUGAUUCUACCGGUUCAACUGGCACCGAUACUACCAGCACUGGCGCCUCUGAUACCGAUACAUCUAGCACUGGCUCUACCGGUACUGAUACGUCCAGCACCGGUACAUCCGACACUGAUGCGUCUAGCACUCCGGCUACUGACUCUUCUACCACAGACGGAACAGUCGUCCGCCGCCAAGAUUCCAACGACACUGUCAUUGACUCCAGCGAUGACUCGAAUGGCUCCAACACUCAGUACGGCUUCGUGUACACUGCUCUCGUUGAUCAGUCUGGCUCAUAUGUUCUGACCAACGACGAUGACGGCAACCUUGGUUUGACUGCUGGUGAUGGCUCAACUGACCCCAAGGUCGCCGCCGCCGCCGCUAUUUCUACUCCCGGCGCCGCCUACUCUUCUUACCAACAGGUUGUCACAUCUGAUGACUCCGACCGUAUCUUCCACUACUACCCCGACACCAUGGCUGCGUUUGGCGUUUCGCGUCUCCGCCUGAGCAGCAUCGAUGGAGUGCCAAAGGGUGCCGACCUCAUCAACCUGCUGCCAGUGAACUACGACGAUUCUGACUCAACCCCGGGCGUGUACAUGGCUGUUGAUACCAAGGGCAACUACUUCUACACCAUUGCUUGCGACAUCGAGGGCGAAGACGCCAAGAUCUUCAUCGCGUCUGACCCGGAGGCUGGUGCUACCAAGCUUGCUGACGCAAGCUUGCGCUACAUUGUCACCGGUGGUGUUGUUCAGGACUGCUCCUUCAUCCCCUUCAUGUCGACCGGUGCAGGAUUGUCCUAA
This is a messenger RNA of Neoarthrinium moseri, 3213 nucleotides long. RefSeq lists its product as uncharacterized. Bases 1 to 3213 code for a protein of 1070 amino acids. The record is from RefSeq and is a predicted model, not a curated record. The transcript has 3 exons. Lineage: Eukaryota; Fungi; Ascomycota; Sordariomycetes; Amphisphaeriales; Apiosporaceae.